Molecule: messenger RNA, 486 nt
Organism: Xylona heveae TC161
Lineage: Eukaryota; Fungi; Ascomycota; Xylonomycetes; Xylonales; Xylonaceae
Exons: 2
Coding region: 1-486 (161 amino acids)
Source: RefSeq, a predicted model, not a curated record
AUGCACACAACUAGUACCUACAAGUGUCAAGCAUUCCAUGCAGAUGAUGCAGACAAUCUCCCCAACAACAAUGUCUCUUUGGUCAUGCUAAGUGCUAAAGAAGAUUUUGAUGUUUUGGAGGACAAUGACAAUCAAGCUGAAAUUGUUAACAAGCAAGACACUACAUACUUUGUUCAAGAGGAAUUAGAGUGUACAAAAUGCUACACAAAAUUCCUUACACACAAUGCCUUAUACAAACAUCUAGACAAGGCAAAGCAUAAAGAGAAGAUUUCUAAAAGGGCUAAGGAGAUAACUGUCAUUGAGUCAUCAGCACCACCUGCCAAGCAAGUCUCCAGGCUUGACUUAGUCUCUUAUACCUACAUGGAAGUCAACAUUUCUUUUAAUUCUCAAAUGUCUAACAUCUACAUGACAGUGGUAGAUACAGGCUAUGGCAGCUCAAGCAUGGACAAAGAGUUUAUAAAGCUCAUUCUACCUAAGAACAUUUAA